Messenger RNA from Hypomesus transpacificus, 2710 nucleotides. RefSeq names its product CUE domain containing 2 (gene cuedc2). The transcript has 9 exons. The record is from RefSeq and is a predicted model, not a curated record. Lineage: Eukaryota; Metazoa; Chordata; Actinopteri; Osmeriformes; Osmeridae. Gene Ontology annotation, molecular function: ubiquitin binding. Bases 404 to 1246 code for a protein of 280 amino acids.
UUGGGCUCCUCGUGUUGCUUUUCUCACUUUGACAUGUCAUCAAAUUUAAGUCUGUGUAGGGAAAUUAUUGUUAGUAAUAUUAAUCCAAUCUGGAAAUAAUUAGGUCGAUGAAAAUGUGAUUGUAGCCCCAGUAAUGGUUAGCUAGCUAGUAUGCACGCACUUUUUUGCACGCACGUGCUUGUAUUUACAUUUGGGGGGAUAUGACGUCAUAUGUUUUGAACAAUAGUGACAGCGGGCUGCUUUUUGCUAGUUGCUAGCUAUUGCUAGUUAUUUCGUCUAUUUCCUCUGAAUUAAUUUAUCCUGCAUUCCUGAUGCACCAGUGAGAGGAAACGAUUACAAUUUCCGUCCAUAUCUGCUUUUGACUUAUUAGGUUACUUUCAAUUGAACUGUGGUGAAAGUCAUUAUGGACCUUCACAAGAUAAUCCACGAUGCAUUGCAUGAGUUCAUACAGACAUACAUUCCUGGUGCAGACCUCAGCACCUUGGAUGAUGUACUUUUGUCCUACAUUACUGGAGUUUUGGAGGAUCUGGGUUCUCAGGAGAGUGUGGAAGAGAACUUUGACGUGGAGGUGUUUGCUGAGAUGCUAGAGGCCUAUAUCCCUGGCUUUGCUGAAAUUGACAGUGUCAAAGUCUGUGAGAUGAUGUUCAGCCUGGCCUCAAAAUUAGCCACAGCCCGAAGUUCAGAAAAGAGUGCACCUACGGCUGGUUUUGAAGAUUUACCUUUAAAGCUCAGCCCCAUCUCUACUGUUCCACCGCCAAGAGAAACAAAUCAUCAGAUGACACAGAUAGAGGGUGCCACCGCAAAGAUAACCAUCCCUGAAUUUGAGGCUCAGGAGCAGCACCUCCUAGAAAUGUUCCCCAAGUGCAGCCUAUCAGAUGCCAGGAGUGCCCUGUCCAUCGCAAAGGGAGAUAUGGAGGAAGCUGUGCGCCUCAUCAUCGAGGGAGAUGUCCAGUUUAGCCCCUCCCCUCUCAAUGUACACCAUGGGAAGAUUGUGUCUCGACAAGGAGACCAGAAAAUGAAGGAGAGCAUCCUGGAGAAAUACAUGCUGGUGGACAGAGAGGAUGAUAAGAAAACUCACAGGCCAGUUGUACCCAAAGAGGCCCCCAAAAAGCUUGUGCGUUACCACAGCAACCAGGUGGUGACCACCAAAGGAGAGCGUUACCACCUUGUGAAGAAGGAGGAUUCCGAGGAGAUGAAGAAGACUUAUGUCAGCAUCAAGCCUGCUCGUAAAUACAGAUUCCAUUGAUGACUGGUUUCCAAGGCACGGCAUUUUAUGUAUUUUUCAAAGUAUUGUCUACAUUUCCCUGGUAAAGGAAUACUUCUGUGUUGGUAUUAUGAGUCUUAUUGUCUUAUUUCAGAUUUGUGUAACCAUCUAGUUCUGCCUAGACAUUUUUGCAAUCUUUAUUUUUCAUUUUCACCAUAGGUUGAUGUGUUGGCAUAAAAUUGUCCUUGACUGAAACUUGAAGCACCGUACAUUUAUAAAGAACUGGUAAAAUAAAGGUCAUCAGAAAUGUUUUGAGACGAUAGACGCAUGGACCCCCAGAGCUUGUGGGCCCAUCCAGGGUGUGGCUGCUUUGCCAGUGUCUUUUAAAGAUCAAACAUACCUAUUUACCGUUGAUACAUUUUUACCAACCAUUUAUACAUUUAUUUCAAAUGGUUGGUGGAUGGCUGACAAGUUUAUAACAAUGUGUUGCCAAUACUACUUUUACAGUUUUUUUCUUUUGCCAUCUCAGCUGGCCUGAUGUUGCAGUAACUGUCUUGUUUAUGUGUUUACUUCUUGAUAUAUUGAUUAAGUUAAUUUGACUACCGUUAUCAGAAGAACUCAUUCAUUAUGCAAUACACCUUGAGUCUUGCAGAGAUUUAAAUACAUUUCCUGCAUUACUGUCACUGUACUGAAUUAUAUAAAGUGACUUCUUGAUCUUGAUGUUCUGAUUUUGAAUUGGGAUCAUUGACUUGGCAAACAUUGCAGCUCAGUCAACUAUUUGAAAGCUUUUAGUUGGAGUUACCAACUUGAAACAAGUGCAAAUUAAAGUGAAAGUUGCUUGUGCUGUUCUCGAUUGAAGGUGUCAACCAACAAAGGCACUUUGUUUUGUCACAAUAGAGAUUAUGCCAUGGCUAAACCUUUACUUUUUAAAGGUUUUAAGUAUAAAAUUGCAUGUUUUUAUUUUUUAUAUAUAGAUGUCUAGAUUUAAAAGGAUGUUUUUGAAUGUUCUGAAGGGGAUAUCUCUAGGUGCUUAUAGGAUCCAUUUUACUAAAAAAGAUUACAGCCUAAUUCUCUCACGGUAUAACUCGUGUAUCUCAUUUAUGUUCAUUUUGCAUUUACCACUUGUUUGUAUCAUGACUCCCAUUUCUACUUUGCUUGAGAAUUUGUUGAUUGUGCUAUUUUCAAUUGCUAUGAUAUCAGUGGUAAAUUGAGAUAUUUAUGUACCAGAUAUGCUAUUUUGUGUUGUAUAUGAAGUAAAAUAUCUUAGAAUUGUGCUUUUUAGGAGAAUGACACCCUGAUGUUGCUGUUAAAAAUACUUUGAUUUUGUUUUCUGUACUUUUGAUGGUAUGGUCCAGUAUUACAGUAUGUGAGUGAACCACACCAUUGGAUUUUCAUGGUUUAUACAGCUUUUUCAAUUUUACCAGACCAUGGCCUUGUUUUAAAAUAAGCCUUUGUUGUUAUAUGUGGUUGCUACACACUUUUUAAAUAAACCUUCCACAUACAUGU